This is a messenger RNA of Zygosaccharomyces rouxii, 1593 nucleotides long. RefSeq names its product inositol-3-phosphate synthase INO1 (gene INO1). The transcript has a single exon. The record is from RefSeq and is a predicted model, not a curated record. Lineage: Eukaryota; Fungi; Ascomycota; Saccharomycetes; Saccharomycetales; Saccharomycetaceae. Gene Ontology annotation, biological process: inositol biosynthetic process; phospholipid biosynthetic process. Gene Ontology annotation, molecular function: inositol-3-phosphate synthase activity. The coding region runs from base 1 to 1593 and encodes 530 amino acids. Gene Ontology annotation, cellular component: cytoplasm.
AUGACUGCAGCCAACUAUUUCACACCUUCCGUCAAAGUCGCUACUGAUAAGGUUCAUUAUUCAGAGACCGAAUUGACUACUAAAUACACUUAUGUCAAUUCCAUAGUCACGGAAAAUGCGGCUACCAACACCGUUGACGUUAACCCCAUCAAACAAGAAUAUGAUUUCAAGGUCGAUUUGAAAUUGCCUCGUGUCGGUGUGAUGCUUGUUGGUAUCGGCGGUAACAAUGGUACGACUUUCUUAGCAUCAAUCUUGGCUAAUAGACAAAAGAUGAAAUUCCAUAACAAAGAGGGUCUAAAAGAAGCUAAUUAUUAUGGCUCUGUGACCCAAUGCUCUACUCUAAAACUUGGUGUCAGACCGGAUGGAAACGACUUCUACGUUCCAUUUAACUCUUUAUUGCCAUUUGUAUCCCCCAAUGAUUUUGAAGUUACCGGUUGGGAUAUUAGUGCUACGAACUUGGGUGAUGCUAUGGAAAGAGCCCAGGUAUUGGAGUAUGAUUUGCAACGUCAAUUAAAACCUGAAAUGUCUGAAUACAAACCAUUACCCUCGAUCUAUUAUCCUGAUUUCAUUGCCGCCAACCAAGAUGGCAGAGCGGACAACUGUAUCAACAGACCUAAUAAUGCUGGACCUGCUUCUACUAAAAACAAAUGGGAGCAUUUGGAAAGGAUUAGAGCUGAUAUUCGUGAGUUCAAGCAACAAAAAGAUUUGGAUAAAGUUAUCGUACUGUGGACUGCUAACACUGAAAGAUAUGCUGACAUCAUUCCUGGUGUUAACGAUACCGCUGACAACUUGUUAAAUGCUAUUAAACAGGAUGGCGAAGAAAUUGCACCAUCUACUAUAUUUGCAGUUGCAUCUAUCUUGGAAGGUUCAGUUUAUAUCAAUGGAUCACCCCAAAACACGUUUGUUCCAGGUGUCAUUGAAUUGGCAGAACGUGAAGAUAGUUUUAUCGCUGGCGAUGAUUUUAAAAGUGGUCAAACUAAGAUUAAGUCGGUUUUGGCCCAAUUCCUUGUAGAAGCUGGUAUUAAACCAACAUCAAUUGCCUCUUACAACCAUUUGGGUAAUAACGAUGGUUAUAACUUAUCAUCUGAAAGACAAUUCAAAUCAAAGGAGAUCUCCAAAAAAUCUGUGGUUGACGAUGUAGUUGCUUCUAACCCAUUGCUAUACAACGAUAAAUUGGGCAAUAAAAUCGAUCACUGUAUUGUCAUCAAAUACAUGAAUGCCGUGGGUGAUUCAAAAGUUGCAAUGGAUGAAUAUUACAGUGAAUUGAUGUUGGGUGGUCACAAUAGAAUCUCUAUACACAAUGUUUGUGAAGACUCUCUCUUGGCAACCCCGUUGAUCAUUGAUCUGCUGGUUAUGGCAGAAUUUUGUACAAGAGUCUCAUACAAAAGGGUUGGUGAUGGUAGUACUGAAUAUGGUAAGUUCUACAACAUUUUAUCAUUCUUAUCGUACUGGCUAAAGGCGCCAUUGACUAGAAAGGGUUAUCAAGCAAUUAAUGGCCUAAACAAGCAACGUUCUGGUUUGGAAAAUUUUAUGAGAUUAUUGAUCGGUUUACCCGCUCAGGAUGAAUUAAGAUUCGAAGAAAGAUUGAAAUAG